CCCUCCCCCACACCUCUCCUCCCCUCAUUUAAACAAGACCAAUCCCUUCUCAUACACGCUCACAGUCUCCACAAGACAAAAGAGGUGAAGAGCUCCUUCUAUUUGGGAGCUCAGAGAUGGCGACUCAUCAUCGUUUUGAUCCAAUCUGUAAGUGCAGUUCCGAUGGGAGAUCAAACCAAACGGUGGCCGCCGACCUCGACGGUACCCUUCUUGUGUCUCGAAGUGCUUUCCCUUAUUUCAUGCUUGUUGCUCUUGAAGCUGGUAGCAUUCUAAGGGCACUGGUUCUAUUGGCAUCUGUUCCUAUUGUGUACACCAUAUACCUUUUCAUAUCUGAGGCUUUGGCUAUCCAGAUCUUUGUGUUCAUCACCUUCUCAGGUUUAAAGAUGAGGGAUAUUGAGAUGGUGUCAAGGUCUGUGCUACCCAGGUUCUAUGCUGAUGAUGUGCACCCUGAGAGUUGGCGUGUGUUUAGUUCCUUUGGGAAACGAUAUAUAGUUACUGCAAAUCCAAGGAUCAUGGUGGAGCCCUUUGUUAAGACUUAUUUAGGGGCGGACAAGGUGCUUGGUACUGAACUCCAAGUUUCCAAAUCUGGUAAGGCAACUGGGUUUGUUGUGAAACCUGGUGUACUUGUUGGAGAUCAUAAGAGAGCUGCAGUGAAGAGAGAAUUUGGGGGGACUCAGCCUGAUGUGGGCAUGGGAGAUAGGGAGACUGAUCAUGAUUUCAUGUCCAUUUGCAAGGAAGGAUACAUGGUACCAAAGACCAAGUGUGAACCCGUGCCAAGAAACAAGCUUCUAAGCCCAAUUAUCUUUCAUGAGGGAAGACUAGUUCAGAGACCAACCCCUUUAAUGGCCCUCUUGGCAUUCCUUUGGAUGCCAAUUGGCUUCUUCCUCUCCCUCAUAAGAGUCUACUUCAACAUUCGCUUACCUGAACGUAUUGUAUGGUAUAACUACAAGAUCCUUGGAAUCAAACUGGUCGUGAAAGGAAACCCUCCUCCUCAACCCAAGAAAGGUCAACCCGGUGUCCUCUUCAUCUGCAACCACAGAACCGUCCUUGACCCGGUCGUCACUGCCGUGGCCCUCCGAAGAAAGAUAAGCUGUGUCACUUACAGUAUAAGUAAGUUCUCAGAGAUGAUUUCACCCAUCAAAGCUGUGGCUUUAUCCAGGGAAAGAGAUAAAGAUGCUGCUAACAUCAAACGUUUACUUGAAGAAGGGGACUUGGUGAUCUGCCCUGAAGGUACAACGUGUAGGGAACCCUUCCUUUUAAGGUUCAGCGCCCUAUUUGCAGAGCUCACUGAUAGGAUUGUUCCUGUGGCCAUUAAUACAAAGCAGAGCUUGUUCUAUGGAACAUCGACCCGUGGGUUUAAACUGAUGGACCCGUAUUUUGUGUUUAUGAACCCGAGACCCACUUUUGAGAUCACGUUCUUGAACCAGCUGCCCAUUGAGCUCACUUGCAAAGGAGGGAAGUCGCCUAUUGAGGUUGCUAAUUAUAUCCAGAGGGUCCUCGCAGGGACACUAGGGUUUGAGUGCACGAACCUUACAAGGAAGGAUAAGUAUGAGAUGCUUGCAGGUACAGAUGGAAAAGUCGCAUCCAAGAAAGAAAAAGCCUAAGCAUGACAGAGAACUGAGUAAAAUGGGAAUUUGAUCCUCUCUCUCUCUCUCUCUCUCCCUCUCUUGAUUGGUCUGGUAGGGAUAUAACAGUAAUAGUAAUAGUAAUAAUAGGCACAUCAUUGGAUGCAAAUGUAAAUUUCUAUUUGAUUUAAUAUUUAAUAUAUAAAAUUGUAAAACUAAAGUGGGUAUCUUCAUCGUGAGAAUAAUUUGAGGUACAUUUUAUAAAAGAGCCACUUUUAUUUUUGAAUCAUGUAUUUUCAAAUUUUUUUUUCAAGAGUGAUUAAUAGUUUGAUCGACUCCCUUUGAUAGAGAGAAUUAUCGGUGACAUGUACGAUGAUUUGGUUUAAUUUCAAUCUAUGGAUUCAAGAGAUGUGUCCACAA
Molecule: messenger RNA, 1985 nt
Organism: Macadamia integrifolia
Lineage: Eukaryota; Viridiplantae; Streptophyta; Magnoliopsida; Proteales; Proteaceae
Product: glycerol-3-phosphate 2-O-acyltransferase 6-like
Exons: 2
Coding region: 117-1604 (495 amino acids)
Biological process (GO): cutin biosynthetic process
Cellular component (GO): membrane
Molecular function (GO): glycerol-3-phosphate 2-O-acyltransferase activity; phosphatase activity
Source: RefSeq, a predicted model, not a curated record